Molecule: messenger RNA, 2025 nt
Organism: Symbiodinium sp. CCMP2456
Lineage: Eukaryota; Dinophyceae; Suessiales; Symbiodiniaceae
Source: the annotation of a GenBank genome assembly
AUGUAUGGCCACAUCCACAUCAUCCUGAAAGACUUGGUGCUGGAAGCCUUUGGUCAGAACGUUUGGAGCGCGAUCCUGCUUAGGGCUGGCCUCGAAGAGGAUGCGGUUUUGAACACGGUCCAGCAUCCUGAUGAGGUCAGUUACAGACUCGUGGCCGCCACCUGCGCAGAGACGGAGCUGUCGGCCGAAAACGCCCUUGAGGCAUUUGGACGCCAUUUCGUGGGCUUCGCCUUGCGGACGGGGAACGCGCGAUUUCUCAAGGCGCAGGGAAGCACACUACCCGGCUUCCUUGCCAACGUGAACACCCUUCACAAUCAGUUGGAGCGGGAUCAUCCAAAUGCCUUGUUUCCUUACCUAGAGGUCAGCUACGACAGCCACAAGGACGAGGCCAGCCUGCAGUACCUAUCCACGCGCGCCGGCCUGUCUGCCGUUGUCGUGGGCGUGGUCAAGGAAGUGGGGCUGCGCCUCUUCGGGUUGCAGGUGACCAUGAAGGAGCAGCCCUGCGCACGGUGCUUCCGCAAGGACGCGGAGGACAAGCGGGCCACGGCGUGGCACGUCAGCUGGGUCAAGGUGGCCGUUCCCCAGGACAAGAAGGAGCAGCCAACGCCACGGAUGUCCUUCGCUGCCCUUCACUGGGCCAUGAUCGACUUCGGCAAGCUCAUCUCCAACUUCGACCUCAUCUCCGCCACCUGCGCUUCCGAGGUGGGCAGAUGUGCUGCAGUGGAGGCAGAUCAAACGCUGCACAUUGACCCGGCCAUGGCUUCAGAAGCAAAUCGGAAAUUGGAUCAAGUCCGGUCCGUUCCGGAGGCGCCGCAGGAUGUCCUUCUGCGGGGAACUCCCGCCAGACAUGUGGCAGCAGCCUGGUGUGACUCUACAUUAGCAACGUGCAGCGAGUUUUGGAGCUCCUCUACAGGAGAUGGCCGACACUAUGCUCUCUCGCAAGAUGCACAGGAAGUGGACGUGUUUGUCAGCCACAGUUGGUCGCCUCCAGAUGAUUGGGAAGAUCGCAUGGGGCAAGGUGUGGAUUAUUCUGAGAUCAAGUCGACUACGCUGGCCGUCAUGGCCAAGGACUACGCACAAGAGCACCGCACUUUGGCUGACUGGGGCAACACCUCCUUCUGGAUCGACAAGGCUUGCAUCCACCAAGACAUUCCCGAGUUGAAAUCGUUGGGCAUCGGACUGCUAGAAAAGUUUCUGGAGAAGUGCGACACGAUGUGCGUGAUCUUCACUUGGACAUACCUCGAGCGCUUGUGGUGUGUGUAUGAAUGGGCCUGCGUUCUCGUGUCCAAGCCGCCUCACAAGGUCUUCCUUCAGACGGAGCUCUUCGUGAAAGAGGAGACGCUGCCCCUGUACCUUGAUGCAGUGCGUCACUUUUCGCUCAAACAGACCAAAUGCUUUGCCGAGGAGGACCGGAAAGUGCUCGAGGCCAAAAUUGAUGCGGACUAUGUGUCAACGGAAGCCUUCGAAACCUUGGUACAGGCCACGGUGGUGGCGCUCAUGGCCCGCAGUAUGGCUUUCCGAGCAGGCCGUAGCCCACACUUGCAUAAGACAUUCUUCCAGCCUUGGAUCACUCUGGCCCGUGAGUUGGGCUUCGUGGAGCUUGCUGGGGCUCUGGAGUGCUGCCGCUGCAAUGACUGGAGGAAGAUGACAUCCCUGAACUCGACGAGCAGUCAGAACUCCACGAUGUCCGUCCGGCGGCACGGGUCGCAGAAGAGUACAUCCAGCAAGCGUUCUUCGCCUUCACAUUCGCUGUCUGGCAUGGCGCACAAGCUGCGGGGCCUCCUGUCCCCGACCUCCACCCAGCAGAGCGCCGACGACUCCCUCCCGAUGAUGUUCAGUCCUCGCUCCGAGGCAGCUCAUCCAUCCAAGCCUAAAGCAUUGGAGGACAGCAGCCCCAAGAAGGCGGAGAUGAUGGGCCGCAGUAUGGGAGUGAACUCGCUGGAAUACACGCAGAUCGUGUCGGACUGGUUUGAUCUGGAUGUGGCACCCAUUUUGGAAGAUCUUCUGAAAGCAGCCACGAAGUGA